GUUGGUGGCCCUGAAGGCGUCAGUUCCCGGGAUGUUUAGUACCCUCCCAGUCCCCGCCGCUGCCUGCUCUCUGCUGCCCAGGCUGGCUGCUGGGGCUCGGGAUGACGCCACCUCUCGCUCCGCCCCGGCGCAAACUCGCUCUUUGCGUUCAUUUCAUUCCUCUUCUCAUUCCGAGCAUUCUUCGCAUCUCUGUCAGUGCGCGAAGCGAUUCACCUACACCUUCCUGGCUGGCUCAGAAACACCAGAAUAACUUGACAUAGUAUUAAAAAUACCCAGUAACAUCACAUUACCAAAAGAAAGGGACAUUUUAUAUGAGAUAUCAAUAACGAGUUGGCUCAGCCGGGAGUUGUUGGAGGUUUCACCGGAGCAUUUUUCGGACCACCUCGAAGAAGAAAACACUGGAGAGACUUGUUGCUUCAACACGUUUGACGGUGCUUUUUUUCAAUCGACAUCGAAGUUUUGUGUCUCUCCCUAGUCUGCUCCAGGCUUCAGCUUGGAGAGCCCAACCGCCACGAUUGAUCCCAGCAGCUGGAGCGGCAGCGAGAGCCCUGCCGAGGACCUGGAGAGGAUGAGCGACUCGGCAGACAAGCCUGUAGACAAUGAUGCCGAGGGGGUGUGGAGUCCUGACAUUGAACAGAGCUUCCAGGAGGCCCUGGCCAUCUAUCCUCCAUGUGGACGCAGGAAGAUCAUCCUCUCUGAUGAGGGGAAGAUGUAUGGUCGGAAUGAGCUGAUAGCGAGAUACAUCAAGCUGCGCACCGGGAAGACGAGGACUCGGAAGCAGGUGUCUAGUCACAUACAGGUCUUAGCAAGAAAGAAAGUUCGAGAAAUCCAAGCUGCCAUUAAGGUACGUCUGGCUUUGCCCAGUUGUAGGGGGCUUUUCAUUGCCAUGGUUACAGGCUCUUCCUUUGUUUUCCUCCCCUCCCCUACCCCGCAGGUGUCUAGUCACAUUCAGGUUCUUGCCAGAAGGAAAUCUCGUGAGUUUCAUUCCAAGCUAAAGGUUACAAGCAUGGACCAAGCAGUGAAGGACAAAGCCCUCCAGAGCAUGGCCUCCAUGUCCUCGGCUCAGAUCGUCUCCGCCACGGCUAUUCACAACAAGCUCGGCCUGCCAGGCAUCCCGCGCCCAGCCUUCCCCGGAGCAGGGUUAUGGCAGGGAAUGAUAUCAGCUGGUCAGCCAGGAUCCUCACAAGAUAUUAAGCCUUUCACCCAGCAAGCCUAUCCCAUCCAGCCAGCAGUCACCACAGCCAUUUCAAGUUACGAGCCCACAGCAGCUCCAGCUCCCACAGCACCAGCAUGGCAGGGCCGCUCCAUCGGUACAUCCAAACUCCGACUGGUGGAGUUCUCCGCCUUCCUAGAGCAACAGAGAGACCCGGACUCAUACAACAAGCACCUAUUUGUACAUAUCGGGCAGACGAAUCAUUCCUACAGCGACGCCCUGCUGGAGUCCGUGGACAUUCGUCAGAUUUACGAUAAAUUUCCAGAAAAGAAAGGAGGACUGAAGGAACUGUACGGAAAAGGCCCCCAGAAUUCCUUCUUCCUUAUUAAGUUUUGGGCCGACCUGAACUGCAACAUUCAGGAUGAUACUGGCUCUUUCUACGGAGUGACCAGUCAGUACGAGAGCUCAGAGAACAUGACCAUCACGUGCUCGACGAAGGUCUGCUCCUUUGGGAAGCAGGUGGUGGAGAAAGUUGAGACUGAAUAUGCACGGUUUGAGAAUGGACGCUUCGUCUACCGAAUAAGCCGGUCUCCCAUGUGUGAAUACAUGAUCAACUUCAUCCAUAAGCUAAAGCAUCUACCAGAGAAAUAUAUGAUGAACAGUGUGCUGGAGAACUUCACUAUCUUAUUGGUGGUGACGAACAGGGACACCCAGGAGACGCUGCUAUGUAUGGCGUGUGUUUUUGAAGUUUCAAACAGUGAGCACGGCGCCCAGCAUCAUAUCUACAGACUGGUAAAGGAAUGAGAAGCUCCCGAGCCCCCCCCCUCCUUCUUUUCAUAGACUUACCAACCUCAAAACAAGUGGCAGUGCCUCUACCUGAAAGUCACACCUACAAUGCUUUUUGGUCAUGGUAUCGGGUGAAGUCAGUUGUUAUAAAUCUGUUUUUAAUAUAAGUGUUUGUUAUUUGACUGCAGCUGUGAAUUGCGGUACAGUUGUUUUAUGUUUAAAUACGGGAAUUCACGUUUAAAAUAUGUUGAGUUGGUCUCUGUUGGUAUAAAUGUGGCCGUUCUUAAAGAAUUUACUAGAUUCAUUUGGUAAAUGUAAAUAUGUGUCGUCUUCUUCUGCUUUGUUACGUAGACUAAGGAAAAAAAAGUGGAUGCUGGCCUUUUCUACCAGCAGCCCUGAUGUGGUCUGUGUAAUAUGUUUGAGUGUGUUUUGUAUGUCAGUAGUUCAUCAUUUGUGAGCAUACAUACUGUAGAUACACAGACACACACCCACAGCCAAUAGAUUUUCCAAAGAAACAAAACUAACAACACUACAUAUACAGAAGCUGAAAGCAAGUGGUUAUAAAUAUCACAAAAAUUACUGCUAUUAAAAAAGAAAUCUGCUUUCAGAAGUAUAUUUAUCCCCGUUGAAGCACUCCAAGUCUUAGACACUAAGAGCAGAUUGAAUGCACUGUGAAAAUUUGCCUGCCUCUGCUCCAUUAAUGUGGGGAAGUCUUACCACCUGUCGAGUAUUUCUGUGCUGAAAAUGAGUCUUUCCUCUGUGAGCGCUGAUGAAGAGAACAUGUAGGUUUCAGACAGGUGAACGUUCUGCUAAUCUGACUCGAACCGGACUCUCGUUUUGUCCAAAAGCACUUUGUUUCCUUCCUGGAUUCGCCUUAGAUCUGUGGUUGUAGAAGAGUUUGAAUAAUCAUAACACUAUAAAUCACUUGUACACAGCAGGGCCUUGUUCAGUAUGCUGUGCCCCCCCCAUCUUUCCCCUCUGGGAUGGCGGUGUAAGAACUCCCAGGCUGGAGAGUUGCUGCCUUCAUGUUCACGCUGUGUUCACAUGUUUCCGUGGCCUACACCGAUCCUGAGCCUUAAACAUGUUCGAGCCGUGUGAACUCCAAAAGAUGCCACUAAAACUGUGAUCUCUCUGCGUGGGAAGACUCUUUAUACGUUUGCAUUGUGUAAGGAAUUCACAAUACAAUCUGCCAAAGUGUAAGUGUUCAGUGCCUUAGAAUAUAUUCUAACAUUUUCUGACGUUACCCUUCGCUUCGUUUUAAAGCCUGAAUCAGAGACUCACUGCUCUAUCGCUCGGUACAUCUGAGAAAUUCUGUUUCUUCUAAUUGGUACACUCCUAAAAAUACAGUUUGUGUUGUUGGUUUUUCAGAGGCAGCAUACUUUAAGUUUGCAAAUCAAAGAAAACAGUCAUAGUACAGGUUCUAUUUUUCUCUUGACUCUGUAACAUGUGGAUAAAAUAUCAGCCUUUUUCUGAGAGUGUACUAUGAAACAGACCGACUGCCUUUCCUGUUGUAAAAGACCAAAAAUCCAGAGAUACAGUCGAUGGUUUGUCAGGUCCUGCUCGGUAGCAAGGAAGUGCCUUUGGUUUUAAAAGUUCCAGCUUCAAAAAGAUCAAACACAAACGAAAAAAUUCAGUGUUGCUAGACCAAAAAAAGAGACAUAAGUGAAACCAAUCACCACAUUGCCUUUUCAAAGGACUGACAAAUGACAGCAGGGGAAAGCCGGUCACUGGUAGAAUAAAUAAAUGAUAUAUUCAUUUUAUUACUGAUUUCACAAAUGAUGUAUUUGAAGAAAACCUAUUUCUUUGCUUGAGGUCAAAGACUGAACGACCUGCUGAUGACGUACAGCCGCUGACUGCAUGCAGGAUGUCAACUCACAAACACUGCAGCUGUCUGCUUCGUGCACACUUGCAGGUUCAAGUGUUUUUUUUUUUUAAGGUUUUUGGAAACGUCACAGUUUCCUCUUUCCCGCGACCACGCGCUCGCACGAUGUGAAAACCACAGAAAACAUCAGACUCUCUCAACGUUACCUUUGACGACGCAGACACAGCUGUGAUGUCGACGAGGCAGGGACCGACCGAGCUUUUAUCACUUAUUAUCUCUGACGACAAAGAGUCAAAGGUUUAUUUAAUACGACGUCUAUACAACAGUUUGUAGAACGAGACUUUAAUGUGGUGAAAUCUGAAAUCGUUUCCACAGACUAACGUUUCACAGCUGCUGGUGUGGACGAGGCCGUCGAGGUUAAUACACUUUUCACCAUGAGGACCAUAGAUACUCAGACAUUUACUGUUUCUUAGAAAAACCAUUAUAAUCAAAAGUAUUUUAAUCGAAGAAGCUCUAAAUAAUUGCAGACAAUGUCUCUGGUGGAUGCAGAUAAAGUUCAAUCAUUCAGUAUUUUUGCCACAGUCCUGUGGACACUGUGGAGUUUAAUAGGCUUUUUUCUUCUGUUUACCCUGUGUAUCUGUUCACAUUUAUUGAUUACUUAGUGAGAUGUUCCUGUUUCCUUCUUGUACUUGUAUACAGUUGUACUUGGUUUCGUGAUGACAUUGUCUGUAUAUUGCAAGCCCAAUAAGAUGGUAAUGAUGUUACUGCUGCACUGCUGGUACAUUUUAACAUGUUAUCGUUUCAACACUUUUAAAAAACAGCAGGGCUGGUGCCUUCAAUGGCCUGAAUGUUUGGUGGACCAUUUGAAGAGAAAAUGGACACACACUCACAACAUAAAAAAAAUCAGCUAAGUGGAGGAAUCAUGCUACAAACAUAUCAGCAGUUUAGCUCUUGUUCUUUGUAAUUCUGUCGAAGAGUAGGUACUGGUACCUUUUUGUUUUUAUGACCAUUUUACAGAUGGUGGCUUUAAAGUGAUUCUUCACAUAGCUCACAAAUAGUUGUCAUACACACAUUUGGGUUUUGUGUGCAGACUUUUUUUUUGUAAAAAGGUGCUUUGUACAAAAUGAUAUCUUAGCUUUUCUUGGUACAGAUGUGUGAUAUCUUUUCAUAUCCAUGACGGUAAAGUGUUGGAGCGAAGGAGAGAAAAGAAGCUCUGCUCUGUUUCUGUGUUCUGCAUAUGGUCGUGUCUUUGCUCCGUAACAUUAUGAUGCCUUCUUGAUAAUAGUAGUUAUUUUGUAGCUUUCUAGAUACUUUGUAUGUAUGCAAUAUUGAAGUUAAAUAAAUCUGGAAAAUAUUCCCUC
Molecule: messenger RNA, 5122 nt
Organism: Lates calcarifer (barramundi perch)
Lineage: Eukaryota; Metazoa; Chordata; Actinopteri; Centropomidae
Gene: tead1b
Product: TEA domain family member 1b
Exons: 14
Coding region: 569-1957 (462 amino acids)
Biological process (GO): embryonic organ development; hippo signaling; regulation of transcription by RNA polymerase II
Cellular component (GO): transcription regulator complex
Molecular function (GO): RNA polymerase II cis-regulatory region sequence-specific DNA binding; DNA-binding transcription factor activity, RNA polymerase II-specific
Source: RefSeq, a predicted model, not a curated record